Symbiodinium necroappetens is the source of this 942-nucleotide messenger RNA. The record is from the annotation of a GenBank genome assembly. NCBI's taxonomy places the organism in Eukaryota, Dinophyceae, Suessiales, Symbiodiniaceae.
AUGCCUCCACCGCGGAUAGCAUGCGGGUGUGGAUGGAAGGCGCCGUCGCUGUUGAUCCUCUUAGUUACAACUGGCAGGGCAGUUCGUGACGAGUCCUUCAGCACGAACAUCGAUGUCGACAAAUCGGGCGGAAGUGCCAAGAAUAGUGCAUGGACAAACUCGAGCCUGCUUGCGACGUCUCACACCAAAUCCGCUGCUGAACAGGUCCCUGGCGGGGCCCUUGCCGUUUCAGUCGCCGAACAAGCCCUUGUGAAGGCCGUUGAGGUCCAGGCCCGGAUGAGAGCCCAAGCAAUGGUCUGCGCCGAUCACAUCGUGGUGCCCCCAGGCCCUAUCGAGCUGAAACCGGACUGGCUAUACGGUGUUGGUUGCGCCUUGGAUCACGGGCACAUGUGCCGGUGUCCCUGGAGGGUGUUCUUCGGAUGCCAGAGGACAGGUAUGUUUGGCUUGCCUGGGGGAGUCACAACAGACAUCGUUCAAAAAAUGGGCUUCUGUCGCAUAGAACCCUGGAUCUUUAUCAUCCCUCCUGUUUUGCUUAUCGGCGCUGCCAUCGUCUUCAUGCCAUCUUCUUCGAGAUCCUCUUCGACCGGCGAGGACCCUUCGCAACCGAGGUGGAUGAAGGGAGUGGACGACGAAGUGAAGGAGAGCAAACGCCGCAGCAAGUCCGAGACGAGCGAGGAUGAUGAAUCUCCGGGGACGGGAUCUGGCACCCAAGUUGAAGGGGAGAUCGACAUGACUCCGGCGGAGGCAUUCAUCAGCUUCCUUGGUAUGACCUUGGUGCAGAUCGCAAUCGGAGUCGUUCUCAUCACCAUCCUGGACAGGCGCCAGUGUCCCGUUCUGAGCGAGACAGGUCGGGGGCAGCUGCCACCAGAGACCAGUGCCCCGGACACGCUGCUGGAAGUCAAAGGCCUGGUGCACAGUUACGGCUGGCUUCCGUCGAGAUAG